This is a messenger RNA of Guyanagaster necrorhizus, 675 nucleotides long. RefSeq lists its product as uncharacterized. The coding region runs from base 166 to 393 and encodes 75 amino acids. Gene Ontology annotation, cellular component: mitotic spindle pole body; gamma-tubulin ring complex; interphase microtubule organizing center. Lineage: Eukaryota; Fungi; Basidiomycota; Agaricomycetes; Agaricales; Physalacriaceae. The record is from RefSeq and is a predicted model, not a curated record. Gene Ontology annotation, biological process: gamma-tubulin complex localization; mitotic spindle assembly; microtubule nucleation by interphase microtubule organizing center. The transcript is spliced from 3 exons.
UGAUGUGGCGGUGCUUCUUGUUUUCCGGGGUUUAUAACGCACUAUCAUCAUCCUGUCGUAAAGUCAAGAAGUCGAACUAGUCGAAGUUUGCACACUCCGAAAUUAACACUCAACCGGCGUUGAUUGCCAUUUGCGGAUUUCAGAACGUCUUCUGCCACUACCGCCAUGUCCUCACGCGAAGCAGAACGUGUCAACUCUGCACAACAGACCCUGGACAUUCUUCAAGAAAUCUCACAGCUUCUGAACACGAGACUGGACCGAGAGACACUGACAACAUGUGUGAGGAUGAUAGAAAGCGGGGUCAAUCCUGAAGCACUGGCGGCUGUGAUCCUGGAGCUUCGACGAGAGAGUUCUGCAUUGAAUGGGCAGGACCCUACUUUUGUUUCUCGGUAACAAGAACAAGCCCUGCGGCACUUGAACGGAAUCAUGAGAGAAUUGGGUCUACUGUGACGGUCCUGCCCUCCAUCAUUUCAGUAGCCUCUCUUGGACUAUAUUGACGCUGAGAUUUGUAUCAUGGCAGACGUAUUAGUUGCCUGAUCAGGUAGCAACAGCUCGUGACGCAGAUGGACGCUCGCUGUACUUUAAUAUUUUACCAUCGAUUUUCCAUGUAGAGCACAUUGGAAAGUGAGGACAGUAGGAAGGCUAGAAUGCCCAGCAUAUCCUGCAGGAAAAAUG